GCUGGAGAACGCGAGGGUGUUAUCGCUCGGAUGAGAGAAAGGGGGCGCGAUUUUCGGGAAGCGGCCGUCGCUAAAAAUAGCCGUGCUUCGUGUGUAUACGUGUGUGUGUGAGUGUGUGUGCGCGCGCGCGGUAUGCAUUUAAACAUAGUUUUGGCAGGCGGAGAAACGUCAAACUGCCGCGGAGUGGCGAAGCGUGAGGAUCGCUUCGCGAAUUUCGCGCAGAGAGAUCUCGCGUCUCGCCGUCGCGUCGUCGGAAGAAGAGAACAAUUCUCCCAGCGGACUUUCGUCACCUCUAGAAAAGUUUCUCGUAAAAAAAAUUUCUUGCCACGAGCCUCUCCGUAUUCACGAUUUGUUUUGAAAAUUCGGUUCAUUCGACAGAAGCUUCCUUCGACAGAUGGGGGGAGAGGCAUGAAGGGUGCAUCGGCGGGAUACGACAGGGAGAACGUGGCCGGCGACGUCCAGCAGGAAGAUGUGAUGUCAGCGGGUAAUAAAAACGCGGACGAGGUUGUGAACGAUGCGCUGUUGGAGAAGCUUCGUACUUACGCGGCUAAGCCGCAGGAAGCGGGCGACGCGCUCAGGGCGAUCGCGGCCAAGAUUCACGCACGUGUCACUUCAUCAGAUCGUCGGAUACGCGAGCGCACGUUGGACAAGCUCUGGCGGAAGAAUUCCGGCGCGAUGGAAUCGUUCCUUAUGACCCUGGAGAAUUGCAAGGACAACGUUGUUAACUGCAGUAUCGCCGGUAUUGUGCACGAAUGUAUAUCGCCUCGAAUGACCAAAGGCAAAUCCAAGGAAAGAGGGAGCAAGAGUGUCACAAGAACCAGUAGCCGAAUGGCGGUCAUUCAACUGAUCAACUUGGGUAUCACGCAAGUACUAGUGAAACUUUUAAUAAAUCUGCAGCACGCAGACACGAUUACGAGCGAAAUACUCACUCAAGACAUCCUCUGGAUUUUGGGACAGGUGGCUCAAAGGGACCAGAAGUUUGUGUCAAAAAUGAAACUGCUCAACUCCGUAAAAGUGUUCCACGCGCUGUUAAAACAGCAUUACAACAAUAGCAAGAUGUUAUUGCCGCUGUUGUUGAUCAUCAAAACUCUUGCUAAAAACUCAUUUUCCUUACAAACAUUGGUAAAGGACGGCAUCGCUUGUAGUCUGGAAAAAACGUUUGUUAGUAUCGGUUAUACUCCACAUUUGAAAUUGAGGACAUUACUGGAGUGUUUCAAACAUUUAACGACCAAUAAAUUAUGUUGCGACAAAUUUGUUAAGACGGGAAUGGUGCACUUGCUGAUGCGAAUCUUUGAGAGGUGGGAGAGAUUCGAUGGACAAAUGCGCUUGAAGAUUUGUAAUUACGCUCUAAACACGCUUCAGCAUCUCUGCGUAAUAAAAGCUGGAAGAAAGGCUAUCAAGUCGAACAAUGGCCUACAGCUACUGUACCGGUUCUGCACGAAUUGCCCAGAGGAUAAAGCUUAUGACUGCCUGCUGUCGCGUAUCUGUGGGAUAAUCAAUCAGUGUCUGGAGAAGAGGGAAUUACCGGUGCCCGAAAUGUCGCCCGCGAGAUUUGUUCUGCCCGAAGUGAAUGUCAACAGGACUAACAGUGCGGAAAGCGGUAGCGAUAUCGAUAGCCAGGCAAACAGCGUGGCUUCGAUCGGCAGACACUACAGCGAUCUCGAUUCUGGGGAUGACGAGGAAAGUCACGACUCUAGAGAUGCAAUGAACAAUGAAAUUCACAUAGAUGACGAGGUAGACGAGAGCAAAUUCUUCGCCGGGAUUUUUACGUCGCAAAGAUCCGAGGAAGAUCUCGCUGGAUACCAUACGUACUUCAAAGAGUUGGGAAAUUUGCGGUCGCAGCUACACAAUUUCGUUGGGACGUCGAACGUCAAACUGAUCGAUUUUUUUCUGAUGGAGGACGAUCAGAUAAACUCGCCGUUCGCGAAGGCGGGAAAGACGAAGACCUCGAUCAAGGACUUCACGAGAUCUAACGGUACGGCGAAGAAUCAAUUGGUGAACGGCGUGCACAGUUUGAAGGUCCUGAAAGACGUGUCGGCGGGCGUCACGGAUCGGCACGCGUAUUGCGCUGUAGCGAGCAGGGUGAGAAGCGUUAUCGGUUUCGUCAAGGUCGCCUAUCCGGACCUGAUCGGUGGCGACGGUCUGGGGAAAGCCGAGCCGCUCAACACUAAGGACAGGAAGGUUUGCCGCGCGAAACUGUUGACCUGCGUGGAACGCGGCCUCCACGCCGUCACCGCCAUCCAGGAAGUUGUUUAUGAUCUCGAUGCACUCGCGCAUUCCGCCUCCCGGGGAACGUCGCUCGACGAACAGCUGUUCGACAACUGGGACGAGAAGAGGCUCGGCAAGCGUAAUUUGGAUACAAAACGGUUGCAAUUCGAGUCCCGAUUCGAAAGCGGUAAUCUCAGGAAAGCUAUUCAGAUAGGCUCACGGGAAUACGAUCUCAUUCUGACGCCGGAUGUCAACAGCGGUUCCAGACAUCAAUGGUUCUACUUCGAGGUCUCCGGUAUGGAGGCAAACGUAGCGUAUACGUUCAAUAUAAUUAACUGCGAGAAGACGAACUCGCAGUUCAAUUUCGGCAUGAAGCCGUUACUGUUCAGCGUUAUGGAGGCGCAAUGUGGUAGGCCAGGUUGGGUGAGGACCGGCGUCGAUAUUUGUUACUAUCGAAAUUGUUAUCAACGGUCCACCAGAGGGAAAACAUAUUUCACCACAUCCUUCACGGUCACCUUUCCGCACGCUUACGACGUUUGUUAUCUGGCGUAUCAUUUCCCGUACACGUACAGUCGGCUGAUGACCAACAUUUGGCAGUGGACGAAGAGCAUCUCCGCGGCGAACGUUUACUUUCGCGCGGAGACGCUCUGCGAGACUCUAAACGGCAACGAGAAUCCUGUGCUCACCAUUACGUCACCGGACUCCACGACCAAUCCUAUACAUGCACGGAAGAUAAUCUUCUUAACGUCCAGAGUACACCCCGGUGAGAGCAACGCCUCUUGGGUGAUGCAUGGAACCAUGGAGGCUCUCCUAAGCGACAGCCAGUAUGCCAACAGUUUGCGUGACGAUUAUGUGUUCAAAAUAAUUCCUAUGCUAAACAUAGAGGGAGUCGUGAACGGCUGCAACCGAUACGGUCUGACGAACGAGGACCUGAACCGACGCUGGAGCAAUCCCAAUCGGAUCUAUCAUCCGGUGAUCUAUCACACCAAGGGCCUGAUGGAAUAUUGCGCCAGGGUGCUGCAGAGGCCGCCCCACGUUUUCGUCGACUACCACGGCCACUCGCGGAGGAAGAACGUGUUUCUGUUCGGUUGUUCAAGGUCGGGUUCCUGGAGCGCCGCGGACAGGGCGAAACCGGACCAGCCGGUGCAGUAUUUGAUGUUACCGCAUCUCAUGCAGAGGACCUCGCCGGCUUUCGCUCUGCCGCUUUGCUCCUUCAAGGUCGAAAGGAACAAGGAAUCCACCGCCAGGGUCGCUGUAUGGCGGCAGUUGGGUGUUCCGAGAAGCUACACGAUGGAAAGCAGUUUUUGUGGAUGCGAUCAAGGCGCAUUGACGGGACUACAUCUCGACACAGAACACCUCAAAGCCAUUGGGAGAGAUUUCUGUCAAGCUUUAUAUAUGAUGACGGAUGACGGUGACGAUUGGGCUAUUGGAAAAAUUUCUGAGGGAAACGAUAUUACCGCAGAAUUGGGAUGCAUGGACAACGAUGUAUCUUGCAGUAGUGAAGCCAAUGAUUCCGAUUUCGAGACUUAAGGGACUGCACUCUAGUCAAGUAUCAGAACAGCUAUUUCAAUAAUAAAUAAAAUUCAUUACGAAUACUUACUCUCCUGCACUUUCGAAUUUUAAACAUAACACAAAUUAUUUUCAUUCUGAAUAAAAUGACACAGUACAAACUAGUGCUUUACAAAGACAGAUAUCUCAAAAACAAUAUUUAUUUAAACAUUGUUAACAAACAUUUAAAGCUAUUCUCUAUAAAAACACUUUACAUAUUGUAAAGUCUAUUUGUACAUAUCUCGAAAAUCAAUAUUUUGCUUAAAUUCCGUGGUAAACGAGAUUAUGUUUGCUAUAGAUUUAACAUGCGAGACUACUUAACAACUUAACAACUAUUUAAGUUAGUAUGACCGCGUACAGUUAUUUAGCUCGAAAACAAUGACAUCUAGAAAACUUUGUAUAUUUUUGGGAAAUUUGAAUAAUCUCUAAAAGAAAGCAGGUUCAGAGAAUACGAAAAAUAAGGGAGCUGUAUCAUUCCUUAAUACGAUACCUCGCUCUAUACUUUGUACUCAUAAUGAAUGAUAAUAUAAAUAUAGAAAAUAAAUGUUAACGAGUGGUAA
Messenger RNA from Monomorium pharaonis (pharaoh ant), 4316 nucleotides. Its product is annotated as cytosolic carboxypeptidase 1. The record is from RefSeq and is a predicted model, not a curated record. Gene Ontology annotation, molecular function: metallocarboxypeptidase activity; zinc ion binding. The transcript is spliced from 18 exons. Bases 133 to 3738 code for a protein of 1201 amino acids. Lineage: Eukaryota; Metazoa; Arthropoda; Insecta; Hymenoptera; Formicidae. Gene Ontology annotation, biological process: protein side chain deglutamylation; C-terminal protein deglutamylation; proteolysis.